This is a messenger RNA of Coprinopsis cinerea okayama7#130, 2268 nucleotides long. Its product is annotated as pumilio-family RNA binding repeat protein. Gene Ontology annotation, cellular component: cytoplasm. Gene Ontology annotation, molecular function: mRNA 3'-UTR binding. The record is from RefSeq and is a predicted model, not a curated record. The transcript is spliced from 12 exons. Gene Ontology annotation, biological process: post-transcriptional regulation of gene expression. The coding region runs from base 1 to 2268 and encodes 755 amino acids. Lineage: Eukaryota; Fungi; Basidiomycota; Agaricomycetes; Agaricales; Psathyrellaceae.
AUGAUCCAUUCUGCUGACCCUUCGCCCCAGUUCCUCCCCACAAAGUUCGCCCAGAACGCCCUUCAACAACGCCAACGACAGCCAUCGGCGGGUCUCGCUGGCUCAAUCUGGGCUCCAGUUCCCCAGCCGUCCGAGGCGACGUGGCCAUCGACGCUCGAUUCGUUCUCGCGCGUCGUCGACCGUGUCGACAACGAGUACGUUACCAGGACUGAUCACGGAUACCGACGCACAGCGACCGACAUGCCUCUGAUCAGCAGGGAGGACGUAUUUGGCGUCCAGCAGCCUCCCGGGCCAUUGGCACCAUCUCGCCCACCCCGCGACGUCGGCGCCAUUGGCGAUGGCAGAAAAAGGGCUAGUCCCCAGUACACCGAGGAUACGCACGUCGAACAACUGCUGCGCACUCUAAACCUAAACUCCCCCGCUCCUUUUGCUAGCGCUGCUCAAAAACCGUUGGUUAGCUUGGACACGACGCCCAACUCGCCCGACUUCUCGCCCGCCUCGGUCUCUUCAGCUCUGUUGACCCCCACUGACCUUUCGCCUGUUCGUCCAUUUGACGCAAAGUUUCCUGGCACCACCGUCUACGAGGCCAACCCGCCUUUGCAGACUUAUCACUCACACUCUUCUCUGCUGUUCGACAAUGGCGUUUCCGAGAAAAACCAUGACGGGUUGGUCAACGCGAACAACCUCGCUGGGUAUCAUCAGAUUUUCCAGAACGCAGCCAACUCCAACUCGACGGCUUCCCUGGCCUAUUUCGACAACUACACCGCUUCAUCUGCCGCUGCUUUACCUCAUUCCCUUUAUUCCACUCCUGCCCCUCGUCAUAUGGACCUUGGAAGGGCCGCUGCUCUUGAAUGGCGCUUGGCGAGUCAAAUGCAAAUGCCCCAGCGACCCCAGUCCAACGGGGCCGGUCUGAUCCCCGAUUGGAGGGCUCUCGCGGGAAAAGGUUCGCCUGACCAUCACCUUGCUACUCAAGAUAGCCUUCGCUCUUCCAUCAACCUCAAUGUCCAAACCACUCCCCAGCAGAAUGAGCCCAUUAAUUUCCUGUCGUUGCUCCAUCCUUCUUCCAACCCCAACUACCCGCACUUUGUCAAUCGCAUUAUCAAGAACUCGGACCAACAAGCCUCCAUCUUCCUCCAGCAAAAGCUCAAGGUUGCCGAUGUUGAUGAGCGUGCCAAGAUUGUCGACGCUAUCUGUGCUCGAGGCUUCGAAAUGAUGGCUCAUCGCUUUGGUAACUGGGCUGUUCAGCGAUGCUUGGAGGCUGCUGCCACUGCGGAGGAGCGCAGGAAGAUUGUCUCUUGUAUGCGGGGACGCAUCGUCGAGCUUGCUACCAACUGCUAUGGUUGCCACGUCCUUCAGAAGGCUUUGGACUGCGAAGAGGACAUUCGAUUGCUCAUCGUCUCGGAACUCCUCCUCGGCGACCCUGCUCAAACUUUGAUCAAUAAGCAUGCCUCCCAUGUAUGGAGCAAGAUCAUGGAACUUUCUUGGACUCCUCCUGCUCCUCCCAUCUUUGCCUACGUCAACAAGUCCCUUAAAGGCAAAUGGGCUUCUCUCGCUUGUCAUGAGACUGGCUCUUUAGUCGUUCAACACGCCUUCGAGAACUUGGAAGCAGAGGCCAAGGACGGUAUCGUCGAGGAGCUUCUUAAUCAGGGCGCUGCUGUCUUCAAGGAGGUUGCUAAGAAUCAGUGGGGCUCGUACUGCAUUCAACACAUCCUCGAACAUGGCUCGGAAAAGCACAAGCGCAUGACCCUUGACCAUCUCCUCGAAGGCCUCCUCGAAUUUGCCACCAACGAACAAGGUUCCAAAUCUGUUACCAAGGCCCUCAAAGAAGGUGGGAAAGAAACUUUGGACCGGGUCGUCAAGCGCAUGUGCGAGCCCGCAAAGGGUGCUCGAAGGGCCAUGAUCGUGGACCUCGCUCUCUCUGUCACUGGGAGCCAACUCAUUGCGAGCGUCCUGCCCAACGUGGACAAGGACCAACGAGGCCUUCUUUAUGACUGCAUUCGCGGACAUAUCGUUACUUUGCGAGGAUGCAAGACCGGCUCCAAAGUCAUUUGGCUCUUGUACGUCCUCCCGUUAUUACUCCCCUUCGUGGCACUGAUUCGAGCUUCCAUUCUGCCCAACCUCACAGUGAUCGAAUGCGCGCAUAUUAUGGUUACUAGCUUGGAAAAUCGCUUUAUUUCACGGGACCUACCUUCUUGGAAUCUGUUCACCAUCAACUGGUCGCUUGAAAAAACCUUCCUCUGCACUCUGACAUCUGGCCUCUCAACGUAA